This is a messenger RNA of Clupea harengus (Atlantic herring), 2204 nucleotides long. It is a transcript of the gene rad18, whose product is annotated as RAD18 E3 ubiquitin protein ligase. The record is from RefSeq and is a predicted model, not a curated record. Gene Ontology annotation, cellular component: nucleus; Rad6-Rad18 complex. NCBI's taxonomy places the organism in Eukaryota, Metazoa, Chordata, Actinopteri, Clupeiformes, Clupeidae. Gene Ontology annotation, molecular function: single-stranded DNA binding; ubiquitin protein ligase activity. Gene Ontology annotation, biological process: DNA damage tolerance; protein monoubiquitination.
GACGUCAUCCUCACAAGGAACUCUAACUGGCGCGGGAGUUCAACCGGCUGAAAUAGAGGUCUUCAGCCUUCAUGUUAAGGCAGGCUUAUUAAUUGAAAUAUUUUCUUCAUCGUUAAAAGAACAAAACUAGGUACUUGUAUCAAAAUGGCUGUUGCAAAUUAUGUUGAUUUACCGCCGAGUCUGGCUUGUUUGAAAAAUAUGGAUACACUGCUGCGGUGCCCAAUAUGUUUUGACUUCUUGAGCAUUUCAAUGAUGUCGCAAUGUUCCCACAACUUCUGUUCCCUCUGCAUACGAAAAUUUUUGUCCUACAAAUUGCAGUGCCCUGUUUGUAAUUUGCCAAUGACGGAACAGGAUCUUAGGAACAACAGAAUUCUUGAUGACCUGGUGAAGAGCUUCCAAGAUGCAAGAAAGCGAUUGUCCCAGGCACAAUUCGACUCGCCCCCCAUCUCCCCCAAGACCCCCUCCUCCUCCUCCUCAGCUGUCAAGCGCAAAGCUCCAGCGCCGCCACCACCACCACCACCACCACCACCACCACCACUGCAGCAGCAGCAGAGGGGCCCCAAGAAGGAUGCUUCCGUUCUCUCUCACUUUUUCCAGAAACAGCCGUGCGCAGCGUCCAGCUCUGCCUCGGAGCCCCGGGGGGAGCCUGAGGCGAGGGCUCCCUGUGGCAAACGGGCGCGGACCUCCCGUCCCCGGACCGCCGCCGCCGCCGCGCUCACGGUGAAGCAGGAACCUCUGGAGGAAGAGCUGCCCCGGGCCAAUCAGAGGGGACAGGCAGCGCUGCACAGCAAGAACUCCACCAGAGUCCAGGUGAAGGAGGAGGAGAAGACGGACUGUGAGCUCAGCUCCCCGUCCACCUCUUUGGACCUCGCACCUGUAGUUAAAGUGGAGUGUCCGGUGUGUGAGGUUCCGAUCGCUCAGCAGCACAUCAACAAACACCUCGACACCUGCCUGAGGAGCGGGGAGAAGAAGGAGGCCCUGCGAAGCUCUGGGAAGCGGAAGCCCAUGGCCAAAGUGGUGUAUACGUUGAUGUCUCUGAUGGAGCUGAAGAGGAGGCUGCGUGAGUGCCACCUGCCCACGCAGGGCACGAGGGACCAGAUGGUCAAGCGCCACCGGCAGUUCCUGCUCAUCUACAACGCGGAGUGUGACUCCCAGCAGCCUCGGCCUGCUGAAGACAUUGCAAAGGAGGUGGAGACGAAUGAGAAGAUGAGGACGCAGUUGGAGAAGAAGACUAAAACUACAAUGGUGUUCAGAAAGGAUCAAACAGAAGAGGAGAUUGAGGCGGUGCACUCAAACUACCGGAUGCAGCACAGCGGUGAGUUCUCCCGCCUGGUGGCUCAGGUCAAAAGUCGCGUGGGGACGUCCAGGAGGGCUCAGCAGAUCAAGCAGGAGCAGGAGCAGGAGCAGGAGCAGGAGCAGGAGGCAGCCGCUGAGGAAACGAGCCAUGAAGAAGCAGUGGCAAGCCCCACGGCAAGCCCUUCCCAGCAAGGCACGGCCCCAGCCUGUGAGAAGCCAGACGCGGACACGAAUCCCUCCUUGCCAGAGGUCAGGUCAAGGUCACCGAGCCCAUCCCUAAGUGAGGUGUCUAUAAGCAGCUCAAUUUCAGAUGUGUUUAGCUGACUGUCAGGGCCAGCGGACAGGGUGUAUUGAGACCAGGAAAGCCCUCAGGUGGAAACUCUGGGAAGGCCUCGCUGACUGCCGCAGAUGAAAAUGGACGCUCUGGAACUUAGGAGUAGUUGAAGGAUCAGUCAGCCAACAAUAACUCUUCAUCUCCGGCUUUGUGUUUUAUGUGUAUUUUUUUUUUUUAGUCCUCUUUUCAUUGUUAAUGUACAUUUUUCAGUGUUUUUAAUAAACUAUCAUUUCUAAUGAAUUAUUCACCAAGGGUUUCGUCUUGUUUUGGCACCUUGAAUUGGGUGCAGACUCUCAAUGUCAAUUCACUCAGGGCAUUAGUUCCAGAGCGGGGUCCUCUGCCCAGUCCAGUGUACGUACAUUGUCAGCGAGAGAAUAAUAGAUUGUCCAAUCCUAAAGCCUUUCCCACACUCGUGUUUGUCCACUUCAGACAAUGAACCUAGAUUAUGGUAUACACAGCUGAGAAAGAUUAAGCGUUUGCCGUAGAAUACACAUUUCAUAAACGGCAACGAAGAACUCCGCAUGCGAAGCUUGUGUUGGAAGCAUUCCCCCCUGUUACAUAAAGCAGUGGCCUC